UUGACGUUUUUGGUUAUUUUUGUUCUCGCCUCGUGUUUACUUUAGUAUCUAAUUUCGAUUCUAUUGCGAAAAUUUUGUUGUGCAAUAACGACAUUGUCAAUAUUUCGGUCCAAGACCAUCUCGCGUUAUAGUGCAAUAUCGAUCCAUGCUUCCGGACUAGAUAUAUGUAUACAAUUUUAUCACGUGGUGGUGUGAUUUAUAUAAUUCUUGUUUACCGCACAACUGGAAACUUUGCGCAUGUGCGUUCCUUCAGUAACCUCAAACUGUAGAGAGAACACCGAUUCGGCAGGUUCCGGAUAUCCGGGUGACGGUGCGGCAUCGUUUCUGUGAAAUUGUGAUGUGCUAUCGCGGCGAGGGUGCGCGCCCCGCGUGUGUUCGUUGGUGAUAUCGGUACACGCCUGACAUGGCUCAGACUCAGAUCUCACGGAGUUCGGAGAGCGACGCCUGGGCGCUUCUCUCGCUAAAGGCGCCGCCUUCGCCCUCAAAGGUCCAGUGGGCUCAGGAGCCGGCUCCCAUAGCAAUCGCCCGUCUAGAUGGCCGCGACUUUGAGUAUCUCAUCCGACAGAAGAAAGUGGUUAUCGGUAGAAAUUCUAGUCGAGGACAGGUCGAUGUGAAUAUGGGUCACUCCAGUUUCAUAUCCCGGCGUCAUUUGGAACUAUUCUAUGAUCAUCCGGAGUUCUACCUGACGUGUAACAGUAAGAACGGCGUGUUGGUGGACGGGGUGUUCCAGCGGAAGGGAGCCGCUGCGAUGUUGCUACCAAAAAGAUGCACGCUCCGCUUCCCGUCAACAAAUAUACGCCUGGAAUUCCAAUCGCUGGUGGAGGAAAGUGGUGCCGGGGGCAGCACUGCCCCGCCACUCCCUCCCCUUCGCAUCACCAUACCCAUGGACAGUGAUGGACGGAGCCCUGCACCUUCUCCUACGGGCACGAUAAGUGCGACAAACAGUUGUCCGACAUCUCCGCGAGGCGCCGGUUCCUCGGGUCGGCGUCACGCCGACCUCGGCCUGGUUGCGCAGUACGCCGUGCUCGCUGAACAUCAGAGACCCACCUCUAAUGGAAAUUCGGCGUCAUCGACGUCCGAAUACAGCGGACGCGAAAGUCGCGACGUACGCGAACGCGAGAGGGGGGAGCGCGGAGGGGAGGACGCAGCGAAACCCCCGUACAGCUACGCGCAGCUCAUCGUCCAAGCCGUGGCCUCGGCUGCGGACAAGCAGUUGACGCUCAGCGGGAUCUAUAGCUAUAUCACCAAGCAUUAUCCGUAUUAUCGCACGGCUGAUAAGGGAUGGCAGAACUCUAUUCGGCACAAUCUUUCGCUCAACAGAUACUUCAUAAAAGUGCCGCGAAGCCAAGAAGAGCCGGGCAAAGGCAGCUUCUGGCGCAUCGACCCGCAGAGCGAGGGCAAACUCAUAGAGCUGGCCUUCCGCCCGCGUCGUCCGCGAGGUGUUCAGUUCCGAGCGCCAUUUGGUCUCUCCUCACGGAGUGCUCCAACGUCUCCGUCUCAGGUGGGCGUGUCGGGCCUGGUGACGCCCGAGGAGCUCUCCCGCGAACCCACGCCUGACCUCUUCACCGGGGAUGAGAAUGAUCAUCAGGGCCAGCAGCGGCUGAGCAGCAACAACAACAACAGCCACUCCACUCAGUACUUGUUCCCGCAACGCUCCGGCGUCAGUCAGAGCGCGCCGGGAUCACCUGGCGCGGGAGGAUCGUCGUUCAGCGGCGGCAGUGGGCUGGUGAUGGCGGGGCAUCACAUCACCGUCGUCACCAACGGCGCCGGAGGGGAACGGGAAGAAAAGUACGUGGUCGGUACGACCGGAGGCAAUCUGGUGUCCAUCCCCGAAGAAGAGGUGCAAGCUACGCUGCUGCAUCAGCAUUCACCAUACUACGGGGGCUACGGCGGCGAAGAAGGGUGCGGGGCGUUAGGCGGAGAGCUCGUCAUCGAGGAGACCACGGAGGAGCCACCGCACAAACGGAACAAGCACCGACAUGUGUCGGACAUGGACGACCGGCGCGCGUAUUGACGUCCCGCGAGCACGGCCACGUGACACGAGCGCGCGCCGGGCUCCCCGCCAACGAGCAUCGCCCGCGGUGACGUCACGGCUCGCUCGACCGAUCGACGCUCGUCCCGCCCGCUCCCGCGCCGCCUCACGCGGCCCAAAACCAACCUGUCCUCGGACAAAAAAUGAGUACGGUCGAGUGAGAUUUAUGUUUUCCAUCCGUUUUAAAAUUUGACCGUCACGGGGUGUCAAGGAGUGUCACGGCGGCGCCCGAGCGAGCGGGACGUGGCACGCGAGUGGAGUUAGCAAUAAUAGACUACAGUUGGAAGUUUAACAUGUUAAGAAUACAGUGUCGUCUCGUGUGCGGUUUUCGCAUCGUAAUGCAUUAUUUUUAUUUGAAACCUGUACAUUAUAUGUAUACGUGACGCGUACGGUCGGAGAGACCGCCGUACCACAGACUUAACAUAAGUGCAAUGCAGAUUUUUAUAAGUUUUAGUAUAGAGAACGAUGGAAACGCUUUCGUAAUGACUGGGCAGUAUUUCGACUCGAAUCGCGAUCGAUCGGAAUAUGUGGAAUCUCUAUAAAAAGAAAUGUGUGGUUCAUAUUCGUCGAACAUUGUUGGUUAAAUGUGAAUCGACUGCUUGUUAAUCCGGUUGGAAGAAAUAUACGAAUUUCAAUGGAAGUACAAGUUUUUGAACAUAUUUCUGGUUCGUAUAUUAGUGAAAUAUAUUUAGAUGUUCCUUUAUAUAUCUGCGUCUACCGUUGACUAUUUAAAUAAAUAUAUUAAAAUUAAAGCGAGCGAAGUCCGUAUUUGUAUUUCACGAAAUUAAUUAGAGUAAAUUUAAUUUCGAGGCGUUAUUUAAUCUUAUUUAUUAGAGCGGCCUUAGAUUUCGUUUCGACAGGAAUUUUUGACUACGAGACAGAGACAACAAUACUCAUUCUAUCCUUGUCUGACGGCACCGAGUUUAACGUUUCGGUUACUCGGACCCUGUUAACGGACGGUUUUACUUACGUUUAAUAUUAUGUAACGGUUUCGGUGUAACAUUGGCGGGAGGAAAUAAAAAUGUAAGAAAAAGUGUCUUUUCGUUUCCUACCCUCAUUAUACAAUUGUAUAAAAUUAUAUACGGUUAAUCUUAGCACUAUAUUAGUCGUUAGCGUAUUCGUUAGUGUAUAAUAUAAAACACGGAAAGCACGUAGUUUAGCAUUUAAAUAUAUUGUAUAAUCUAGUGAGAGGCUUUAUAAUGAAAGAUUUGUCGCUCCCAAUAUAUCGAAUAUGGCGAAGAGUCGCAUGGAAACCGGCAAAGCCGUUUCUGAUGUGCCGCGUGUGACGGCUGGACCGGAGUGUGCGUGGGCCCGUGUAUUUUGAUUGUGUGCGUGUACUAUGACAUAGGUUCAGUGAUUUAGACUAGGUGUGGUUCAUGGCUGCUAUUGUGCCCAUAGCUGCAUUCGGCGACCGUUCCAGUCGAGGUACCGUCAGCAUACGUGUCGGUGUUACGAAUUUCUAAUUUAACCAACCCCACACAACUGUUAAAUCUAAAUUAGAGGUAAUCAAAGCGCAAUAACUCGAUAGCCGGUAAUCCGUCGAUUUUGCUGACGGUACUUUGCGGAAAGCGAAAGUGUUAUCUUUGUGCGGAUCGCCGCUCGUCGAACGCAAUUGUGGGAACGAUAUCCCCACUGAACGGUGUGAAUGAACGAAUGGAAAUAUUCAUUCGAACGGAGCGAAUGAUAAUGUAUUAUAGUUAUGUUUGGGUCCGGACAACCGCAGCUUGCAUACUGUUCGACUGAAAGACGGGAUGAACGAGAUAUAGUUUUUAGUUUUGCGAAUGAAAUCCACUUUGUGGCGGUUGUGCAACGUUACUUUCCGAGUUGUCGACGACUUCUGCUUAAAUUGCUUUAACGCUGUAUUAUUUUUGCGCGGGCUUUCUGUCACGGAACGGUAUGCAGCAUUGACAUAUUCUUAGAUCGGCAUUUAAAAUGCUACAUAACCAAAAUCGCGUCGAUAAAGUUAGUAGCUGAAAAGUCGACGAUUAAUCAAAACGCCGGCCGAGUGUCGACUGAGCUUUUUAGUCUCGCCUUGAAUAAGCGUCGACUUUUAUAAAGUGUCGCGGUUCGAACCGCUACCGAUUUAUUGACAAAUUUAAGAAAUAAACGUAUUUUAUCUCCUUA
Messenger RNA from Pieris rapae (cabbage white), 4156 nucleotides. RefSeq names its product forkhead box protein K1 (gene FoxK). Gene Ontology annotation, biological process: regulation of transcription by RNA polymerase II. The coding region runs from base 404 to 2014 and encodes 536 amino acids. The transcript has 11 exons. NCBI's taxonomy places the organism in Eukaryota, Metazoa, Arthropoda, Insecta, Lepidoptera, Pieridae. Gene Ontology annotation, molecular function: protein binding; RNA polymerase II cis-regulatory region sequence-specific DNA binding; DNA-binding transcription factor activity, RNA polymerase II-specific. The record is from RefSeq and is a predicted model, not a curated record.